UGUCAGGGGCGUUCAGUGGUUGAGGAGCGGUUAUGACGGUGGCUUAGGAACAUUCUCUUGGAUGUCCUUUCGGGAACAGAGGGGCACUCUGACCUCGAGCUGGGUCACGCCUUCGCGGUGAGGAGGCCUCAUUCCUGAGAUCAGGCCUGACCUGUAUAAGCCCAGAGAGUCGUAAGAAGUUGGAUGUAGAAGUCCUUCCAUGAUUGGCUUCCUAUAACAAGUCUGUAGUUUCCUGAUUCUACUUCGUAUCCUAUAAUCAUGGACUUGUUUAUGUGACCUUCCAAGCCCGUAACCAAUCAACUGGCCAGUCUUCUCAUUUUUCUUGAAGAUUAUUUACACGGGAUAUGCUGCUGUACAUUAUUUUGGGAUUGCUCAUACAUUUGGUGUUCUUCGCCUCCAUCUUUGACAUUUACUUUACAUCUCCUUUGGUUCAUGGAAUGACUCCUCAGUUUACGCCAUUGCCUCCCCCAGCGAAAAGAUUAGUGCUGUUUGUUGCUGAUGGCCUGCGAGCAGAUAAACUUUAUGAAUUAGAUGAAAAUGGAAAUUCUAGGGCACCAUUUAUUAGGAAUAUCAUAAUGCAUGAAGGCAGCUGGGGGAUAUCUCACACACGUGUGCCAACUGAAUCUCGGCCAGGCCAUGUAGCCCUGAUAGCAGGGUUUUAUGAAGAUGUCAGUGCAGUUGCCAAAGGAUGGAAGGAAAAUCCUGUAGAAUUUGAUUCUCUUAUUAAUGAAACCAGGCACACAUGGUGCUGGGGGAGCCCAGACAUCUUGGCUAUGUUUGCCAAAGGUGCUAGUGGAAACCAUGUUUUUGCACAUAAUUAUGACGCUUACAGUGAGGAUUUUGGUGCCCAGGAUGUAACAAAACUGGAUACCUGGGUUUUUGAUAAUGUGAAGGAAUUCUUUCAUGCUGCCAGAAACAACCAAUCUUUGUUUUCUAAACUAAAUGAAGACAAAAUAGUUUUUUUCUUACAUUUAUUAGGAAUAGAUACAAAUGGACAUGCUCACCGACCAUCGUCAAGGGAAUAUUUGAACAAUAUUAAAAUAGUUGAUGAGGGAUUGAAAGAAAUUGUGUCUACUCUUAAAGAUUUUUACGGAAGUGAUGGGAAAACAGCAUUUAUCUUUACUGCUGACCAUGGAAUGACAGACUGGGGUUCCCAUGGAGCUGGUCAUCCUUUAGAGACUUGUACUCCUUUUGUCACUUGGGGAGCUGGAAUCAAGUAUCCUCAAAAAGUGUUAGCUCAGAAAUUUGAUGAUACAUAUUUGCAAGAAUGGAAAUUGGAGAACUGGAAGAGACAAGAUGUCAAUCAGGCUGAUGUUGCACCACUGAUGGCUGCUCUUAUUGGAGUUCCCUUCCCUCUUAAUUCAGUGGGAACCCUUCCUGUGGAUAUACUUAACAGCACUGAUCUCUUCAAAGCAGAGAGCAUGUUUACAAAUGCAGUACAGAUUCUUGAACAGUUCAAGGUGAAAAUGACUCAGAAAAAAGAAGCUACUUUACCGUUUUUGUUUACACCAUUUAACUCGCUUUCUGAUUCUAAACAGAUCAACAUUUUAAGAAAAGCAAGAUCUUAUAUAAAACAGAAAAAGUAUGAUGAAGCAGUCUCCCUUUGCAAGGAGCUGAUUAAUCUUGCAUUGAAAGGAUUGUCCUAUUAUCACACUUAUGACAGAUUCUUUUUGGCUUUCAAUGUCGUUCUUGGUUUUGUGGGAUCGACAUCUUAUGCUUCUUUGCUGAUCAUCAAGUCUCACUGCAACCUUACCAGAGGCGUUAGUAAAGAAGUCAAGAAACCAAGCCAUCUCCUGUCAUGUAGUUUUGUAGCUGUUGGCGUUUUACUAGCACUUUUCCUGCUGAUUCAAGCCUGUCCCUGGACUUACUACAUAUAUUGCUUGUUGCCACUGCCAGUAUGGUAUGCGGUUCUGAGAGAAUUUCCAGUUAUUCAAGGCUUGGUCACAUUACUGUUGACCUUCCCUCCAAGUCAUUUUGUUGGAUACCUGUUACUCUUUAUCCUGGGAGUUGAAGUAUUAGUUCUCAGUUUUUUCUACCGCUAUAUGCUUACAGCUGGACUCAUUGCGUUUGCAGGUUGGCCAUUUAUCACUCCACUGUGGACUCGAGCAAAGAGCACCUCACUGAGUUGGAUUUUCUUCUGUUUGCUCCUGGCAGUGUUCCCACUUAUGCCUGUUGUAGGACGAAAGCCAAAUAUCUUUCUAGUAGUGGGUGCAGGCUUGCUGGUUCUUCUGCUAUCCCUGUUUGUUGUAACAUCUGUCAUAAAAAGAAAAGAUAGUUUUGUAAAUGAAGAGCUGGUGUUACAUCUAUUACAGAUGCUAAGCACGGUGCUUUCCAUGUGUGUUGUGUAUGGCACUCAUAAUAGUCUACUCAAGAAACAAGGACUGCCUCUUAUUAAUCAGGUUGUUAGCUGGAUAAUAUUAGCCUCUUCCUUCAUCGUGCCUCUACUGAGUCCUCUGAUUCUCUUUGAUCGGCUGUUUAGCAUUCUUGUUUCCUCAAUGUCGACCUACCUACUUCUAAGCACAGGGUAUGAAGCUCUCUUCCCAUUAGUAUUGUCAUGUUUGAUGUUUGUCUGGAUACACAUGGAACAAGAAACCUUGCCACAAUCUGUUGUUUCCUGUAAACAGAAGGUCUCCAGUAUCCAAUUCACCUAUAAUACUGAUAUAACCCAGUUUCGAGACCUCUAUCUGGAUGACAUCCGUAGGGCCUUUUUCCUUGUUUUCUUCUUAAUGACAGCCUUUUUUGGAACUGGGAAUAUAGCUUCUGUUAACAGCUUUGAUCUUGCCUCUGUCUAUUGCUUUCUGACUGUGUUUAGUCCUUACAUGAUGGGAGCCCUGAUGAUGUGGAAGAUUUUAAUCCCCUUUGCUCUUGUGAUGUGUGCUUUUGAAGCUGUUCAGUUAACUACCCAGUUAUCAUCAAAAAGUCUUUUUCUCAUGGUUAUCAACAUAUCAGACAUCAUGGCUUUGCAUUUUUUCUUCUUGAUCAAAGAUUAUGGCAGCUGGCUUGAUAUUGGAGCAAGCAUCAGCCACUAUGUGAUUGUCAUGUCCAUGACCAUCUUUCUGGUGUUUCUCAAUGGCCUGGCACAGAUGCUCACAACAAAGAAACUCACACUGUGUGGCAGACCCAAAAGCCACCUCAUAUGAUGUUGCCAAAGCCAUCAUUCAGCAUCCAGAUCCUGUUUCUCAUUCUCCUUGUCAACUAAAAUCUUAUCACAGAUUCAUAAAGAAGAUGGAUAUUAAUGUAUAACAUACUCUGCUCAUCUAAAGGAAAUUAUAUGUGGAAUUCUGAAUUUACAGGUUAUCUGGAAUAAAGGAGCUUCCAUUUUCUUUAGGUUUUUCAUGAAGUCGUGGUUACGUCUGUGGAAAAGCAGAGUAAAGCAUUCUGCAUUUUCAUUUUUUCCUUUAGUUGGCAACUCUUCUCACCGAUGUUUCAGAGCACCUGUAACAGUCUCUGGUCCCCAGCUGUACAGCUUCCUGUAUUAUAUGCAGAGGAGAAUGUGCUCCUGAGGGGGCAGUACUGAUCACAUCCAAAAAUCAAUGCACUGGCUGAACAUGAAGUAAAUCACCAGGUGGCACCAUAAAUAUUUAUCAACUCUCAGCACUUGUUUUGCAAGUAGUUCUAACUACUAAACAACAUUAGAAAGACAAUCAGGAUGUGUAGAAAAAUGUUUGCAGGUGUUUUUCAUUUUUCUUCAGUAUUCAGCAAUACUAUUUUAUGCUUUUUAGUGCUUUUUUAGUUUUUGUAGUCAAUCAGAUAGA
Messenger RNA from Eubalaena glacialis (North Atlantic right whale), 3755 nucleotides. It is a transcript of the gene PIGN, whose product is annotated as phosphatidylinositol glycan anchor biosynthesis class N. Gene Ontology annotation, biological process: GPI anchor biosynthetic process. The transcript is spliced from 30 exons. Lineage: Eukaryota; Metazoa; Chordata; Mammalia; Artiodactyla; Balaenidae. Gene Ontology annotation, molecular function: mannose-ethanolamine phosphotransferase activity. The record is from RefSeq and is a predicted model, not a curated record. The coding region runs from base 345 to 3140 and encodes 931 amino acids. Gene Ontology annotation, cellular component: endoplasmic reticulum membrane.